Eruca vesicaria subsp. sativa (arugula) is the source of this 375-nucleotide messenger RNA. The record is from the annotation of a GenBank genome assembly. NCBI's taxonomy places the organism in Eukaryota, Viridiplantae, Streptophyta, Magnoliopsida, Brassicales, Brassicaceae.
AUGUCUGGCCGCGGCAAAGGAGGCAAGGUCAAGGGAAAGUCCAAGUCCCGCUCGUCUCGUGCAGGACUUCAGUUCCCCGUCGGACGUAUCCACCGUCUUCUCCGCAAAGGAAACUACGCUGAACGUGUCGGUGCAGGAGCACCCGUAUAUCUGGCCGCCGUCAUGGAGUAUCUUGCCGCUGAGGUUCUCGAGUUGGCCGGUAACGCCGCCCGUGACAACAAGAAGACCCGUAUCAUCCCCCGUCACCUGCAGCUCGCCAUCAGGAACGACGAGGAGUUGAACAAACUUCUGUCCGGCGUCACCAUCGCCCAGGGAGGUGUUCUGCCCAACAUCCAGGCUGUGCUCCUGCCCAAGAAGACUGAAAAGAAGGCUUAA